Messenger RNA from Akanthomyces muscarius, 1734 nucleotides. RefSeq lists its product as uncharacterized. The record is from RefSeq and is a predicted model, not a curated record. Gene Ontology annotation, molecular function: transmembrane transporter activity. The transcript has a single exon. NCBI's taxonomy places the organism in Eukaryota, Fungi, Ascomycota, Sordariomycetes, Hypocreales, Cordycipitaceae. Bases 1 to 1734 code for a protein of 577 amino acids. Gene Ontology annotation, biological process: transmembrane transport.
AUGGCAAUCACCUCGACCACUGUUCAUGUGAGCAGCAUCCCGGAGCCUGCCCAGGCCACCUGCACUGGGCAGAAAGGGGAGCAGGCUGCCGACGCCGCAUCGUCAGGUUCCUGGGCCGCCAUGCCGCAGAAGGGGCAGCUCGCGCUCAUCACCUCGGCGCGGCUCGUCGAGAUGGUCGCGAGCGGCAGCCAGCAGAGCUUCAUCAUCUUCCAGCUGCGCUCCUUCGCGGCUACCGACGGGUCCCUGCCCGACACUGCGACCGUCGCGCUGCAGCUCUCGCUCCUCCGCGCCGCCGGCGCCAUCCCGCAGCUCUUCACCUCGACGCUGUGGGGUAUGCUGGCCGACCACCCUCGCAUCGGGCGACGCGCCGUCAUUGUUCUGGGGCUCGUGCUUUCUGGGAUUGGGAGCUUCGGGCUGGGGUUUACACACAGCUUCGCGGGCGCUGUCGUGUGGCGCCUGAUUGUGGGCAUGGCAGGCGGGAAGGGGGCGGCUAUGCGCAGCACGAUCCGCGAGAUCAGCGGCGAGCGGUUCGAGUCUCGCGGCGUGCUGCUACUGCCCGCGGCGUUCAACCUCGGGUCCAUCAUUGGGCCGAUCCUCGGAGGACUGCUUGCGGAUGGAGCGGUGGGAGGUACGACUCAUACGGGAGGGUGGUUUGCGGCGUGUCCCUUUUUGUUGCCAAAUGCGGUCAAUGGCUUCUUGAAGCUGGGCAUCGCGGCGCUGAUUGCGUUUCGCCUCAAGGAGACGCAUCCUGCUGCAGGGAAGAAGGGCAAAAAGAAGAAAAGCAUAUCAAUUCUCCCGUUAUGGGUGCGCGAGUUAUACACACAGUACCUCCAGAAGAGGCAAGCUCGGUACGAGCCGCUCGCGAAUCAGGAAUACGAGCUGAACGAGCAGGAAGAAGGCCAGCGUCUUGUGUCGGUUGCCGAGGAAAAGCAGCAGCCUGUUAGUAUCUGGACGAUGCGGCUGAUACUGACCCUCGCGGCAAGGGCACUGGUCUCGAUGCACCUCUUUUCCUACCCGUCACUUCUACUCGUCUUUGCAUCCACGCCACGCUUCGACUCCUCCCAAGAUUUCAUCUCGAGCUCGGACAACUCUUCCACGUCAGCCGUCCGCUCUACAUCCAACUCGACGUACGUCGAAGUGCCGCCAGACUACCACCCCCACGGACCCUUUGUCUUCACUGGCGGCCUCGCCUUUCGCCCGCGCGACAUUGCCACCGUCUUCGCCAUCCGCGGCGUCGUCGGCGCCCUGCUCCAGCUCAUCUUCUUCCCCAAGCUGCGCGACAUGUUCGGCACCCUGCGCCUCUACCGCUACGCCCUCGUCAUCUUCCCCGUCGCCUACGCUCUGCACCCGUACCUGACCGCCCUGCCAUCUGCGACCUUCGCCCCGCUACCAUCCAGCGGCGUGACCCUCUGGGCAGUGGUCGUCGCCAUCCUCGUCGUGCAGUCGACAGCGCGGUCGAUGGUGCUCCCGGCAGGCGCAAUGAUGCUCAACGCCGCGUGCCCGGACCGCGCGGUGCUGGCCACCGUCAAUGGGAUUGGCGCGAGCGUGGGGGCGGCAGCGCGCGGGAUGGGUCACCUCGUCAUGACGGGUUGGCUGUACGGCGUCGGGCUUGGGGCCGGCGUCGUUGGAUUGGCAUGGUGGGCAAUGGCUGGUGUCGCGGUGGCAGCGGUGGUGGCAGCCGCGUGCGUGCCGGACGGGCCUGGCAGCGGAGCCCUGGACAACGAUGCCGAAUAG